Dictyostelium discoideum AX4 is the source of this 1050-nucleotide messenger RNA. RefSeq lists its product as hypothetical. The record is from RefSeq and is a predicted model, not a curated record. Lineage: Eukaryota; Evosea; Eumycetozoa; Dictyosteliales; Dictyosteliaceae. Bases 1 to 1050 code for a protein of 349 amino acids. The transcript is spliced from 3 exons. Gene Ontology annotation, molecular function: myosin light chain kinase activity; ATP binding; protein kinase activity.
AUGGGUUGUUUUAAUUCAAAAGAAGCUGGAGCAGGUAGACCAAAAACUACUACUCAACAACAACAACAAGCAACACCAGAACCAACUGUUACUACAGCUGAAGUUAGAGCAGAUGAAAAAAUUUCAAUGGAUCAGGAUAUUUCACAAGGUAAUGUUGAAGAUUUCUAUGUAGUUGGUAAAGAAUUAGGUAGAGGUGCAUUCUCUGUUGUACGUGAAGGUACUAGAAAGACAACAAGUGAUAAAGUUGCACUCAAAUAUAUUGAAAAGAAAUUUGUUAAAAAGAAGCAUAUUGAACAAUUAAGAAGAGAAAUUGAUAUCAUGAAAAAAGUUAAACAUGAAAAUGUUUUAUCAUUAAAAGAAAUCUUUGAAAGUGAUUCACAUCUUACUCUUGUUAUGGAAUUGGUAACUGGUGGUGAAUUAUUUUAUAAAAUUGUUGAAAGAGGUUCAUUUACAGAAAAAGGUGCACGUAAUGUUGUAAGACAAGUAUGUGCUGGUGUUGAAUAUCUCCAUUCACAAGGUAUUGCUCAUAGAGAUUUGAAACCAGAGAAUUUAUUAUGUAAUGGUGAAGGUGAAGAUAUGACAAUCAAAAUUGCAGAUUUUGGUCUUAGUAAAAUAUUUGGAACUGGUGAAGCAUUGGAAACAAGUUGUGGUACACCAGAUUAUGUUGCACCAGAAGUUUUAACUGGUGGUUCAUAUGAUAAUGCAGUCGAUAUGUGGUCAAUUGGUGUCAUUACCUAUAUUUUAUUAUGUGGUUUCCCACCAUUCUAUGCUUCAUCUCAAAACUUAUUAUUUGAAAAAAUUUUAACCGCUGAUUAUGAUUUCCCAGAACCAGAAUGGACUCAUGUCUCUGAACAUGCCAAAGCUUUCAUUAGAAACUUAAUUGUCAAAGAUCCAGAUCAACGUCAUACUGCCAAACAAUGUCUUGAUGACCUUUGGCUCUCUGGUAGUGAUCAAUCAAUUGGUUCUGCUGCUGAUCUCCACUCUCAUUUCGCUGAAAAGAUGAAGAAAUAUAAUGACCAAAGAAGAGGUGGUCAAUCUUCAAAUAAUUAA